This is a messenger RNA of Thamnophis elegans (Western terrestrial garter snake), 1427 nucleotides long. It is a transcript of the gene HDIP1, whose product is annotated as chromosome 14 C16orf87 homolog. Lineage: Eukaryota; Metazoa; Chordata; Lepidosauria; Squamata; Natricidae. The record is from RefSeq and is a predicted model, not a curated record. The transcript is spliced from 4 exons. The coding region runs from base 1 to 570 and encodes 189 amino acids.
AUGGCGAACGUGGCCGACACCAAGCUCUACGACAUCCUCGGGGUGCCGCCGGGGGUCUCCGACAACGAGCUGAAGAAGGCUUGUGUUUCUCGUGACAAAGGGAUUAAAACAGAGACUCACUUUUCCUCCUUCCCUCUCCCUCCCUCCUUCCUCUUCUUGUCUCCUUGUAAGGUUCCUGUUGCAUGCAAAUCCUGUCCAUGUGGGUACAUAUUUAUCAGCCGCAAGCUCCUGAAUGCCAAACGUUCGGAAAAGCUGCCGUCCUCUGCAGAAAGCAGAAGCGACGCUAAGAGAAGGCGCACCGAGAGAGUCAAAAGGGAGAAGAUCAACCCAGUGGUAAAUAAAGACUUAGAAAACAGGAAAAGGUCCAGAUCGCACAGCCAAUCGGAUCACAGCCGAAGAGGAAGGGGACGGCCCAAGGCAGCUUCAUCUAAAAAGCACGAUGAAGAAAAAGAGAAACAAGAAAAGGAAGUGGACAUGUACGCGAAUCUCUCGGACGAAAAAGCAUUUGUAUUUUCUGUGGCCUUGGCGGAAAUAAACCGAAAAAUUAUCAACCAGAGACUGAUUCUUUGACGAGGCGGCUGUGACCUCCGCAUGCCACGCUCUUGGAAGCCAGGUAGUGCAUUAAAGAUUCUUCCGUGGCCUCUCAAGGGGCGAACGCCGUUACCCUGUGUCGGUCGAGGUCAUUCGUGGUUUCCCCCCCCCUCCUGGCUGAAUCUCUGGCGCUCGUGAUUGCUUUUGAAGCCGGCCGAUUGUCAAGAAGCAAAGGGACCAGCUCGUUGCUUUGUGGAAGGAGCAGAGAGGUCAGAUGUCCGAAGCAACAUCCUUUCACUCUGCAGAGACAGCCGGAAGACUUUUCCAGGAGUUUUUGCACACCGAUCCACUUCGAGCUGCAUUUAAAACGUCCUUCGCUGCGGAUUUUCAGUUGCGUCGAACUUCCUGUGUAAAUAGUCCAUCUUAAACCUGUACAUAAGUUGAUAAUUCUGGGAUUUUCCUGGAAAUCCACUGAUUGCGAAAUCGACGGGUGGGUUAAGUCGAACUUUUUAUUAUUAUUAUUAUUAUUAUUAUUAUUAUAUAAUACGUUAUUGGUUGAACCGUCUUUCUGCGUUGUUCUAAACUUUACCAAGCGGACGUAUCAGACUGUAACCAUAGAAACAUGUGGGAAUAAAUUGCGUCGAACUCAUUGAGACGGGAGUCAGCAGAGCAGGCUUGUAUUCUGCUGAUUGGGCUUUGAUAAAAAGCUUAUUUUAUACAGCCUUUGUGUGUCGGGGGUAUUAAAAUACCGUAAUCCAGAACUCAUUUUGGAAGGCACCAGAUCAAGGAAAGCUCUGGUCUAUGAUUUCACAUGGAAAUUUGUCUCCUGAAUUUGUUUUGCAUUUAAGCAGUGUUGCAACGCCUCCAUGUCAAUUAAAAGAAUUUGAGUGAAGACA